This is a messenger RNA of Xiphophorus hellerii (green swordtail), 6491 nucleotides long. RefSeq names its product crystallin beta-gamma domain containing 2 (gene crybg2). Lineage: Eukaryota; Metazoa; Chordata; Actinopteri; Cyprinodontiformes; Poeciliidae. Gene Ontology annotation, molecular function: structural constituent of eye lens. The record is from RefSeq and is a predicted model, not a curated record. The transcript has 24 exons. Gene Ontology annotation, biological process: visual perception; lens development in camera-type eye. Bases 16 to 6075 code for a protein of 2019 amino acids.
CCUGAAGCAGCCGACAUGGAGGAGAAGAAGAAGAAGAAGUCCUCCAGGAAGUCUCUGAGAACUCUGUUCUCCAGAACCGAACCGGGUCCGGACGAGUCUGCGCAGAAGCAGCAGGACCGGAAGAAGUUCAAGUUCCCGAAGCUGAAGAUGAAAACGAAGAUGGAGGCAGAGAGGCAGCAGGAGGUCCGGACUCCAGAGGACGAAGACCGUCCGGCCUCCCUGAAGAAGGCUUCCUCUGUCUGCGCCACCGAGUCCAGGUCAAAGGUUCGUCUCCUCAGUUACUCGGACUUGGAUCUCUCGUCUCCGCGUCGUUUUGCUUCGUUCUCUUUCGGCCUGAGGAAGAGGAGGAGGAGGGAUGAAGAGGACCUCUCCAGGAGCGCCUUUGGUCUCCAUAGCAACCAGCAGGAGGAGGAGGAGAAUCCCGACUCCCGCCUGGAUCUGGACCGGGCCGACCCGAAGACCCGGUUCAGUUUAUCUCAACCCGAACUCGAUGUCAGCGGAACCUUCGACAUCCCGUCUCCCCCUCCCCCGUCCUCCAACCAGGCCGAACCGUUCUCCUUCACUGCAAGGUCGUUAACCAGAACCCGACCAGAACCGGAGGAGCUUCUCUCCAACAGAACCUCCAGAACUCUGAUCGCCUCCAUCCCGGAGCUUCCGGUUCCGACGGCCCGAACACAAGCCCCGGCUGUUCCCUGCCUCCGGUCCAAUCAGGCAGAACCAGGUGCGGACCAGAACCUCACCUCAUCCGCUGCAUCGGGAAACGGGGACGGUUCUGAUGGUCCGAGUCCGGAUCCAGAACCUCUCGGUACCUCAGGACCCGGGACUGAGGUUCUGGAGCAGCGGACCGGUUCCUCCAGGCGGGACUCGGGUUCAACUCUGGGCGAACCGGAACCUGAAGAAGCUUCAACACUCUCUAUGAUCCCAGAACCGGAACCGAGCGGCUCCGAACCGAACCCGACGGUACCAGGUGAAGGUACCAAGCUGGACCUGAAAGUACCAGUUGAACUUUCUGAACUGGACCCGGCGGUACCCACUGAAGAUUUUGAUCCAGAACCGAAUUCGACAGUCCCAGCAAAAUGUUCUGAUCCAGAACCGGACCCGGCGGUACCAGCUGAAAGUUCUGCACUGGACCUGAUGGUACCUGCUGUCUCAGCUGCAGGUUCUGACCCUGAGCCGGACGCCGCGGUACCGCCUGCCAGCCCCGGUCCCGGUUCGGGUCGGGAUUCGGUGUUCGGAACUCUCUAUAAUUCUCUGUUUCCUCCUCGGUUCUUCCCGGUUCGGUCUCCAGACCGGGUCCCAGAACCAGAACCGCCGGGGGUCCAGACCCUCCCUCUACUGCCACCUGACCCCGCCGCAGGUUUUUCCGGUUCUGCUGAAACCAAACCGAGCCGUGUGAUUCGGGUUCGGACCGCUUCCCACAGCGGAGGCCUGGUUCCCGCUUCUCCGGUUACCGCAGCGUCUCCGGGGACGGACUCUCGGGUUUCCGGCUCUGAACCCAGACUGGUUCCGGUCGGACUGCCGAUCGCAGCAGACUGCCUGCCUCCGGAUCGCGGAAUGAACGUUCAGGACUUCUCCGAACCUCCCGAACCGGACCGGGCUCUGAGUCCGGCCUACCUGAGCGUCGGUUCGGACGACGGCGGAGAGCUUUACUUCAGCGCCCCGGAGGAAACCCCGGAGAGCGGAGAGGAGGCGGACCUGCGGGACGGCGGGGGGGAGGUUGAGACCCCCAGAGGUCAGAGGUCAGAGGAGAAAGCAGAAACAGCCUCGGCACAGGUGAGAGUGUGGGAGGAGCCGGCGCCACCGGUUCCGCAGGUAAACAGGCUGCAGGAAUGCGGCUCGGCCCCGCCCGCCGCCGGUGCGCCGGCGGAGGGAAACCAGGCCGCAGAAACCGAAGAUCCCGCUCAGAAAGCCCCGAACCUGCCGGGACCGGUUCUGGUUUCUGACCCCAGGAGAACCGAGGAAACCCGAGAGGAAGAGGACGAAGAGGAGCGCACCUUCACGCGUCCUGCAGCGGAAGGGACGCCUGACGCCGCCGCCGGCCGUCCCGAGGGGGCGGAGACCAGGACGCGCCGAGUUAACGGAGCCGCCGCCGCGCAGCUACAGGUGCCAGACCUGACGUCGGCUCUGGACGACCCGCAUCCUGCCCGCGCCGCGGCUCACCUGGACCGCAGCUGCCAGCCUCCAGAACCAGAACCAGAACCAGAUGACAGGAUGAGUUCAGGCUACAGCAACCUGAGCACCAAGCUGACCCUGAAGAACCCGUCUCCUCUCAGAGAGGAAGAACCCAAACCCCGCUUCCACAAAGUGUCCCUGGUUACCAUGGAAACCAGCAGCACGCCCAAGCCAGACGAUCCGGAACCAGAGUACAAGUGGAAGAACCGUUUUCAGGGCGUGACUCAGUUUAAAUCCAGCAGGGCCCCUCUCCCUGAAGACGAUGAACCUUCCUCACACUUCAGCUCCUCGGACAGCUCUGUGUACCUGAGCCCCGCUGGAGGCGGGGAGUGGAGGCGGAGCCUGCUGGAGGAGGGGGAGGAGUCAGCUGCUCCUGCAGGUGAAGAGGACGAGCGGCUGAAAGGAGAGACUGAGUGGAGGAAGUCGAGGUGGGAGCUGGAGCCGCUCUCUGCGUCCUCCUGCAGCACCGAAGACGACUCCUCCUUCUUCACCGGAGUCUUCAAGGCCACCCUGGUGGACCUGACCCCUGACCCCCCAACGUCCCCCGACGUCGACUCCCCCGUCAACGACAUGGACAACCUGGUGGACACCCUGAGGAGCAUGGGGCCCUCUCAGAGGCCCCGGAGCACCGGCGUGCGAGCAGCUCCUCCUCCACUGGUCUCCACCCUGUCCCCCAUCAGAGAGGACUCGGGGAACCCCGUCAUCUCCACCCUGUCCCCCAUUAGAGAGGACAUGGGCAGUCCCUUUGUCCGUAGCACCCCCCAGAGGACAGAGGAGCCCCAGAACCAGCUGUACACCCUGCCAUUGGACCUGGGCCUGAAGAGGAACAUCUCCAGAGACGCCCGCUCCCCAAUGGAGCUGAUGAAGAGCCAGGAACUGACUUCCUCGCUGCACAAUGGGAACGGCGAUCCUUUGUCUCCCACCACCGGCUCCCGCCUCGACAACAGUGUCCUCUUCGGCUCUUACCGCUCCUCAAACUCUGACCAGAAGCUGGAAAACGGGACCGCCCACCGGCCGCUGUUCAGCUCCCUGCCGGACACGGGAACCCUGGGAAUGAGACUGAGCGAGACUGGUGAGGCGGGGCCUGUUGGGGACGCAGCGGGGUCCCGACUGGAGCGCCUCUCCUUCCUUGUCAACUCCUCUUCAUCCCUGAACGGAGACGCCAGCUCCUCCAGGAUCAGCCGAUCGUCCUCCUUGAUCCUGGGCUCUCCCACCUCCAACAGCCCCACCCGUUUGCUCAGCCCCACCGGCUCCAUCGACCCUCACCGGACCCCCACCAUCUCAGAGCCCCACCUGUUCAGCCAGGGCCCCGGGGUCCUACGGAGGAGCAUCAGCUAUGAGGGGCUAUCACAGGCAUCCUUGUUCAGCAGUUUGUCUGGAGGGCCACAGUUCAGCAGUUUGUCUGGAGGGCCACAGUUUAGCAGUUUGUCUGGAGGGCCACAGUUCAGCAGUUUGUCUGGAGGGCCACAGUUUAGCAGUUUGUCUGGAGGGCCACAGUUUAGCAGUUUGUCUGGAGGGCCACAGUUUAGCAGUUUGUCUGGAGGGCCACAGUUUAGCAGUUUGUCUAGAGGGCCACAGUUCAGCAGUUUGUCUGGAGGGCCACAGUUUAGCAGCAUUCAGGCAGGGUCCCAAUUCAACAGCGUUCCCAGAGGGUCCCAGCUCCAGAACCAGCAAGAUGAACCAGACAGCAACCUGAUGUCCAAGUAUCGAGCCUUCCCAGACGCCUAUCUCACCAAGGAGAAGGAACACGGGAAGCUGAACCCGCGACCAGGAAAGAUUUACAUCUUCGACCGGCCGGGAAUGUGCGGCCGCAGGAUGGAGAUCCGCGGAGACGUCAUGGACGCCACGUCCUGGGAGCUGCAGGACACUAUCUCCAUCAGGGUGGUCCGAGGAGGGUGGGUUCUCUAUGAAAAGCCCGACUUUAAAGGGGAGAAGAUCGCCCUGGACGAGGGAGACGUGGAGCUCACCUGUCCCUUUAGCCCACUUGAGGAGGCGCUGCAGAACGGACAGGAAGAGGAGAAGAAGAACGGAGAAACGGAGGAGCAGAGCAAGGAGAAACCGACCCAGAAGUUCAUCAUCGGAUCGAUUCGCAGAGCGGUCAGGGACUACAGCGUUCCAGAGAUCUGUCUCUUCCCAGAGGAGAACGCGGAGGGGAAGAAGGUGGUUUUCCGGGACACGGCGGAGGACGCCAGGAUCUUCGGGUUUCCCAUCAAAGCCAACUCCAUCAUCGUGAACGCCGGGCUCUGGCUGGUCUUCGCUCAGCCCUUCUUCCAGGGCGUCCCCCGCAUCCUGGAGGUGGGGGGCUACUCUAACCCUGCGGCCUGGGGGGUGGAGCAGCCCUACGUGGGCUCAGUGCAUCCCCUCAAAGUGGGAGAACCUCGGGUGGAGAACAUGAGCGAACCCAAGAUGGUGAUCUACGAGAAGCCGUACUUCUCUGGGAAAUCCAGGACCAUCUCCUCCAACAUGAGGGACUUCAUGAGCCGGACGGACCGCCAGCAGAACCUCUUCAUGGCCAGCCUGGGCUCCCUGAAGGUCCUGGGAGGAAUCUGGGUGGGAUACGAGAAGGAGGGUUUCCGCGGUCACCAGUACCUGCUGGAGGAGGGCGAGUACCACGACUGGAGGGUGUGGGGGGGCUGCGACUCUGAGCUGCGCUCCGUCAGGAUCAUCCGGGCGGACCUGGCGGACCCGGUGAUGGUGAUGUUCGAGCAGCCUGAGGAGGAGCAGGGCGUGACGGAGGAGAAGACCUUCGAGGUGACGGAGGCCAUCCCUGACGUAGAGCUCUUCGACUAUAAAACCUCCACCCGCUCUAUCCACGUCCUCAGCGGAGCGUGGAUCGCCUACUCCCAUGUGGACUUCUCAGGGAACCAAUACAUCCUGGAGAAAGGCUUCUACAACAACUGUGCUGACUGGGGCUCCCAGGACACCCGGGUCUGCUCGGUCCAGCCCAUCUUACCGGCUCCAGCUGAAUCCUCCGGCCCCAGAGACGAGAUCAUCCUCUACUCUGAACCAGACUUCCGGGGCGAAUGCCUUGUGUUUCACCACAGCCAAGGGGCGCUGUCAGAGAAAUUCCUCACCGGGUCGUGUCGAGUGGUGAGAGGAAGCUGGGUCCUCUGUGAGAACAAGCAGUUCUCUGGGAACAUGUAUGUCCUAUCUGAGGAGGACUAUCCCAGUCUGACCAGUAUGGGCUGCCCCUCCAGCUGCUCGGUGCUCUCCAUCAAGCUGGUGCCGAUGACGCUGUCGGUGCCGUCCGUGUCUCUGUUCGGACUCGAAGGUCUGGAGGGCCGGGAGAUCACCACCGAGUCGGAGGUCACCAGUCUGGUCCAGGACGGCUUCAACGACCACAUCCUGUCGGUCCAGGUCAACAGCGGCUGUUGGGUUUUGUGUGAGCAUAGCAACUACAGGGGGCGCCAGUUCCUCCUGGAGCCGAUAGAAAUCACCAACUGGCCCAAGUUCAGCUCCCUGGACCGGAUCGGGUCCAUGUACCCCAUCAGACAGAAGCGUCACUUUUUCCGAGUGAAGAACAAGGAGAGCGGUCACUUCCUGUCGGUGCAGGGCGGGGUGGAGGAGCUGAAGUCGGGUCGGGUGGUGGCGGCGGCGGAGGUGGAGCCGCCGAGCGACAUCUGGUUCUACCAGGAGGGACGGAUUAAAAACAAGCUCUCUCCCUCCAUGUGCCUGCAAGUGAUGGGCAGCGUGGAACCGGCAGCUAAGGUGGUUCUGUGGAACGAGAGCCGGCAGCCGAUCCAGAACUGGUCGGCGAAGAUGCAGGGUCCGAUUGGCAGCCUGACGUUCCCUGGAAUGGUGCUGGACGUUAAAGGCGGCAGAACGUACGAUAAGGAGCAUGUGGUGGUGAUGCCGGAGAACGACGAGAGGCCGAGUCAGCAGUGGGAGAUCCAGCUGCUGUAGCCGGAAACCUGCUGCGCCUUUCUGGAGCUGCACGUUCUCCUGAAUGCACGGAGACCGGCGGACCAAAUCUGAAACGGUUGACAGGCAGCAGGAGGUUCUGUUACCAAAGAUACUCCCGACGUUCUGGUUGUGGUUCUACUGAGAUCCUAUAAAUGUUCUGCCUGGAUCGCUACACAUCGACCAGCAGAACAGGAAUGUUGGCUCUCAGUAUGUUUAUAUGUACAUGUGUGUGGACGACGCUGUGGCCGGGUUCUUCCCAUGUUAUUAGCCUCCUACUGUUACAUUAACCUGCUUCAGCUCUGUUAAUAUUUGAAAUGAAAUGCAUUCAGUUGGAAGAUGUUGUACACCAGGGAAGGGUUUUAAAAUGUUCAAUAAACAAUAAAGCGACUGUUGUUUUGUCAGUUGGUUCUGAAGGA